Molecule: messenger RNA, 430 nt
Organism: Staurois parvus
Lineage: Eukaryota; Metazoa; Chordata; Amphibia; Anura; Ranidae
Source: the annotation of a GenBank genome assembly
UACACACAGACACAUGUACAUACAUACACAGACACAUGUACACACAGACACAUGUACGUACAUAAACACAAACACACAAACAUGUACAUACACGCAGACACAUGUACAGAUACACACAUGUACAUACACACAGACACACACACACACACCUAUAUAAAAAGUUGCAGUACUUCGUUGUCCACUCAUAGAGCCGGGUACUGCACUCUAGGGGGAGGCAGAGAGCACAGCACACACUCCUUCCUUUGCUUUCACUGCGCUCAGCUAUUGAGCAGUCUGCCGACUCUCAGUGCCAAUGACAGAUCCGGCCUAAGCUCCAAGCCUGCUUAGGAAGACGGCCCUGGGGGACACACUCGCCACUGCCAUAAUUUCUACUCGCCAUUGGCGAGCAGGCGAGUGGAAAUUUCAAGCCCUGCUUUAGUCUAUACAGUUA